Fusarium redolens is the source of this 1401-nucleotide messenger RNA. RefSeq lists its product as uncharacterized. NCBI's taxonomy places the organism in Eukaryota, Fungi, Ascomycota, Sordariomycetes, Hypocreales, Nectriaceae. The transcript has a single exon. Bases 1 to 1401 code for a protein of 466 amino acids. The record is from RefSeq and is a predicted model, not a curated record.
AUGUCAGCCACUUCAUUCCUGCGAAGUGCGGUACUCCUCGCUGUAGCGGGUACCGUCAACGCUGUACCCGUUGUAUCAGAGGCUCAGACGACAGUCUCGUCUUCUGGUGUAGCUGGUGAACCUAUUCCAUACAGUUUUGUGACUUCUCACGGUCCUUACACUGGAACACCUACUACCACUGGUGCACUCUCAACUACAGUUCUUGCAUCAGCUAUUCCUGCGCGUCCUCCUCCCCCCGGAUCCUUCGACUACCCUGCCAAUGGAAAGUUGAACGCCCCCCAGCCUGCUCCCUACACUCCAGACGGCGGUGUCGGAACAAACGGGUCUGCACCUGUUUAUCGCGUUCAGAGCGAUUUUGACUAUCAAUCUCUCGCUCUCGCGCUGUACCAAGAGUGGAUUGAACUCGAUCUCUUCCGCUGGGGUCUCGCAACUUUCUCAAAGGAAGAAUUUGACGCCUACGGCAUCAACGAUGAAGACCGCUUUCUGAUCGAACACAUGGCUCGCCAAGAAAUCGGCCACGCAACAGUAAUCAGCAACAUGCUCGGCCCCGAAGCUCCCAAGCAGUGCACGUACAACUACCCCGUCUCCAACGUCCCCGAGUUCAUCGACUUUAACCAGAAGCUCACGCGCUGGGGUGAGUCUGGUGUCUAUGGAUUCCUGCCACACUUGAACUCUGGGCCUGCGGCUCAGUUGCUUCUGCAGAGUAUUACUAUUGAGGCGAGGCAGCAGAUGAUCUUUAGGCAGUUUGGUGGCACGUUUGCUAUGCCCGAGUGGCAUACGCCUGGUAUUCCGCAGAGUUGGGCCUGGACUUUAUUGGCGCCGUAUAUUUCGAGCUGUCCUUAUAACCAGACGAGACUUGUCUGGCAGAACUUUCCUUCGUUGAAUAUUCUUAAUCAGCCUAAUCCUGCUCGCAUCAACGGGUCGGCUGUUUGGAACGAGACGACUGGUGGAUAUGCCAACACAUUGUCUACCAAGGACAUUGAUGACGAUGAACUCUGCGUCAACGCCACAGAGACCGGCGAGAACUGCAAAGCCGCUAUUACUCACAACCGCACAAUCCCCCUCUCCUAUCCCGGCCGUCAGGUCUUCCUGAACUGGGAUGCACCAGGCAAGCCCGUCGGUCCCAACAACAGCUACAUCACCUCAACCAAUGUCAAGGAGCCCAAGUUUGCAGCGUGGGUGUCUCAGCUCAACGUUACAUACUCUCCUCUCCAGAACGUCAGCCUUGAGGAUAGAACGGCGUAUACUAUCCAGCCUAAUGUUUCGACUUGGCAGGGUGAUCCCGCUAUUAACGGAACAAUGUUCCUUGCUUUGACGGAUACGGAUCUUUAUGUUACGCCUUAUAACCUUACGCAGAUUAACCCCCAUGUUGCUGCUUUGGCUGUUUACCAGGCCGGUUAA